Messenger RNA from Pectinophora gossypiella (pink bollworm), 1649 nucleotides. RefSeq names its product synaptobrevin-1-like. NCBI's taxonomy places the organism in Eukaryota, Metazoa, Arthropoda, Insecta, Lepidoptera, Gelechiidae. Gene Ontology annotation, biological process: vesicle-mediated transport; vesicle fusion. The transcript has a single exon. The coding region runs from base 124 to 492 and encodes 122 amino acids. The record is from RefSeq and is a predicted model, not a curated record. Gene Ontology annotation, molecular function: syntaxin binding; SNAP receptor activity. Gene Ontology annotation, cellular component: plasma membrane; SNARE complex.
GUAAAAAGAAAUGUGUCAUUCAUAAAAUUAUCGCCAUACUGUUCUUUGAUAGUCAUAAAACGUAAAAAUAUUGAGUUCCUUGUGCAUACAACUGUGAUUGUGUUUUGAAAACCAAACUGCACGAUGGAAGAACAAGGAGGAAGUUCUGCACCUAGAGUGAGCGACAAGCGUUUGGCGCAAACACAGGCUAAAGUCGAUGAAGUUGUGGGUAUUAUGCGUGUCAAUGUCGAGAAAGUUUUGGAGAGGGAUUCAAAGUUGUCCGAGCUGGACAACCGCGCCGAUGCCUUGCAGCAUGGAGCUGCGCAGUUUGAACAGCAGGCAGGCAAACUAAAGCGGAAGUAUUGGUGGCAGAACUUGAAGAUGAUGCUGAUAAUAGGUGGCAUUGGUGCUGUGUUGCUGAUAAUCAUAAUUGUGUGGGCUACAUCAGGCAACAACAACACCUCUACUGCGGCGCCGGUCAACCCGCCGCCCGCACCCGACUCCGGCCGAUAAUCAUCAUACAGUCCACUUACACAAGACAUAUUUUAUUUUAAUCCCUCAAUGUAACUCUUUUAUAAAUUGGGAAUUUGGUAGACCAAAACUCGACUGAAACUUUGUAGGGAAUCUAUAUUUUCUAUGUUUUUACUGUUUACCUUCAACUAUACAGGACAACGCAUUAUAGCUGUAAAAUUUCUAUUAUAUAUUUUUGGUAAAAAUGUUUUGAUAACUCUCUACAAAUCUAUGAAGCCUAAUUUUGGUACUGAAAAAUGUUCAGUGAUGUAGGUAUGUAUACACACAUUCACUUUAAAAGACGAAAUUUUAUCGAAGUGAAUUUAGUAUAUUAUUUUGGAUGUUACAAUUAUACCUUGCUUUACAAAAUGAUGCCAAGUGUGCAGUAUACACUGAACUACAUUGUGAUAAAUUUUUAGUAUUACCUAUGGAAACCUAAUUUCAGAGCUUAUUAUCGACCAGGUCGGAUAAAGAACUGAUUUAAAUAAUUACAUCCUUGGCAAAAAUGUUAUGCCUAAUCUAUUUUACACUUGUUGCUUGGUUAAUGUUGAACAUAAAAUAUCAUUCAAUCAAUGAAAUUGAUGUAUCAAAAUUAUAUGUCUAUUAUUAACUAAGUUUAAUAUAAAAACAGUCGGUAAGCACAAAUUGUAUAAAAUAUGUCAAAGCACUAAAAGGUUUAGUUAUUAAUUUAGUUUAUAGUAUGUAAUAAAAUAUACAUUUGUACACAUUCUAAGAUGCUUACAUGUAAAUGCUGGCACAGCAAUGUAGUUAAGUAUUAAGCUGUAACUGUAUAAUAGUCUAGUUGUUGUGGUACGGUGGCAGUAUGUAACUAUGUAACCACUCCGACUUAAGACUUCAAUAUAAUAUAUUUUCACCUGUGUAUGUAUGUAUGCUGUUACUGUGGUUGCUUACAGUGUCAAUAAUUCCUACUGCAUUUUUUAUAAGCGAGUCCUAGGAUUUAGAUUCAAAAUGAGACAGAAUGGGACCAACAAUUGCUUCUAUCACACAGCACCGAGGUCCAUUCAUCUUUCAAUUGGAUUGUCUCUGUUGAUGUUGUAUUCUUUAAAUCCAUAUUAUUCUUAUCCCUAUUUUAGUUGUUUUGUAAUGUAUAAGAAACAAUAAAUGUAUGAAUUCUUCAAUUAAAUUGUUUGCUUACAUUA